Myotis davidii is the source of this 5595-nucleotide messenger RNA. RefSeq names its product adenylate kinase 4 (gene AK4). Gene Ontology annotation, molecular function: nucleoside diphosphate kinase activity; AMP kinase activity; ATP binding. Gene Ontology annotation, biological process: nucleobase-containing compound metabolic process. The transcript has 6 exons. NCBI's taxonomy places the organism in Eukaryota, Metazoa, Chordata, Mammalia, Chiroptera, Vespertilionidae. Gene Ontology annotation, cellular component: cytoplasm. The record is from RefSeq and is a predicted model, not a curated record. The coding region runs from base 5 to 610 and encodes 201 amino acids.
GGCGAUGGCUUCCAAACUCCUGCGCGCGGUCAUCCUCGGGCCGCCCGGCUCGGGCAAGGGCACCGUGUGCCAGAGGAUCGCCCAGAACUUCGGCCUCCAGCAUCUCUCCAGCGGCCACUUCUUGCGCGAGAACAUCAAAGCCAACACCGAAGUUGGUGAUGUGGCAAAGCAGUACAUAGAGAAAGGCCGUUUGGUUCCAGACCAUGUGAUCACACGCAUGAUGCUGUCGGAGCUGGAGAACCGACAGGAUCAGCACUGGCUGCUAGACGGUUUUCCCAUGACAUUAGUUCAGGCUGAAGCCCUGGACAGAAUCUGUGACCUGGACCUCGUGAUCACUCUGAACAUUCCAUUUGAAACACUCAGAGAUCGUCUCAGCCGACGCUGGAUUCACCCUCCUAGCGGGCGGGUGUAUAACCUGGACUUCAAUCCACCUCUUGUACAAGGGGUUGAUGACGUCACAGGUGAACGGGCCAAGCCGGUGGUUAAACUCUACAAGUCCCGAGGAGUGCUCCACCAGUUUUCUGGAACUGACACUGACAAAAUCUGGCCCUGUGUUUACGCGGUUUUCUCGAACAAGAUCACGCCGAUUCAGUCCAGAGAAGCAUGCUGAGCCCGGCCAGGGGAAGAACCAGGAAGAUGUGCUUCUCCCUCCAGAUGUUUCCGUUGUAUGUGUAGUAUGGUCCCCAGUAGAAGCCAGCUGAGAUAGCUUGCAGUAUCUUUUCUAGUUUCAAUGAUGAACUGAUAUGAAAACUAAUGAGUGCAAGGAGGCAAUGAAGAGGCUGUUCUCUGCCCUUCGGAAAGAAGGGCCACCCACACAUGUUGAAGAUGCGUCUGCACACGCCCGUCAAGCCCUUCGCCAGAAAACGAGGACAGGCUGGAUUUCAAACGCCGCAUAACCCAAGCUCUAGCUGAUUUUUGACCUUCAUGUGGCCAUAGUGGCAGCCUUUUUGCAUAUGGUGGUGGUGGUCUCUGGGUUCUCCCCACCCCCUAAAGGCUGUUGAACCACAGCACCAGUGGCCUGAGGAUGCCCAGGGCUGUAGCCCGGGCUUUGUCCACGUUCUCUGGAUGUCCUCCCCUGGAGACAAGGAGGUUGAAGCCAGUUGCCCACAGUGGUCGCUUCUCUGACUUUGAGUGACUGUACCCACAACUUACUAUUUUUUUGUUGUUGUUGUUAGGAGAGGCAUCUCCCUUGCAUCCAUGCUCCAUAGAAGCUCUGCCCUUCAGACAUCCUGGAAUGAAAGGAUUUGGCUUCUGCUAUUUUUAUUAGAUGGUGUUUAUGUUGUUGUUUUUUAAACAUCUGUUGCCUCCCCUCCCUUUCUCCCUACAGAUCCUUACUGCUUUGAGCCCACUGAGAUUCCUCUGUAAGAGCUGAGAGCUAGGGCAUGAUGUCAGAUCACUCGAUGCACCAGAACUGAGCUCUUUGAGGGUCUACUUUACACUGCUGAUCUGACUCUCAUGGGUGGAUACUGUUCAUUUUUUUGUUGUUGUUGUUGGAAAAAAUAAUCAUCGUUGUAAAUCCCCAAAGUAAGAAAUAUUCACCUACAUAAAUGUUAAAAGACCAUAUCUUAUGUACUAGAUGUAAUUAAGACCAUAGGGAGUUACUGGACUGAAAGAAUUGUUUACUUUUUAUUCAAGAUAAAAAAAAAUGUAUUUUGAAAAUGCUGCUAAAUGUUGAUGCCGACAGUGUUUUUCUCCUGUGAGCAAAGUGUUGGCGAAGGGAAUGGAGCCUGUGGGGCUGCGGAAACAUGUUGCACUAGCUGUGCCUAGACUCAGGAUGACAGCUUCACAAGGACGAGGAAACAAAAUCUUAAUUUUUUUUUCUAUUCCAAAGAUUCUAUAGGGUGGCCAUAAAGUCUAAAAAGAUGGAUAACACUAUUUUGUCAUUCACUGUAAUGUAAUAUCAAUAAAUCACUUGUUAACGCUUUGCUUGGUCUCCAGACUUGGUGGCCACCUUGUAUAAUUCUUGCUCUCCUCUGGGAAGAAUGAUGAAGUUUAUUCCUGUUGCCUUAAAAAAUAGCCCUCUUCAUGCAUUGUGAUUAUUCCCCUCGAGGGGCCUUUACUAUUCCUGGGAGGGACUUCAGUGGACUUAUUGCCUUUGGCCUCUUUGGGGAAGGGAUAGGAAACGACCUGCUCACUGAUUCCAUAUUCCUCCAUCCUUCACUCCCAUCUCCCUCCCAGCAAAAUAACAACCACAGCCUGUGACACUGUGUCUCACAGUGUUGGCUGUUUCUGAGACUGCCCACCAACCGGGGUGGCCCUUUGCUAGGUGAGACCAAAAAAAGUCACACACCUUUUCCAUGGUCUUUGGAAGACGAUGCUUAUUUCAUGCUCAGUGGUCUAAAUAUAUAUUAUUUCUGGUUUUCUUCAACACACUCCUUCAAUGAUUUUGUAAAAAAUUUUUAAAAAAUUGUUUUGGAAAAUAUUUUGUGAAAAGUAAAAUCCAAGGGACAGCUUUUCUUGGUUUUCAUUCUACUGCCACACACACAACUCCUUUGCUGUUACGCAGAAAUCAUUUGGAUAGUCUGAGAUUCCCCCCUGUCCUCACAUGCGGUGGUUCUAACCAGCUCUGAAUUCACUUUCUCUCCAUUAUCCUGACAGGCAGCCCGCUUGCUCAAGACUUAAACAUUGCUGUGUUUAAUACCCGUUAACUUUAAUGCAAGCAUAAAAGAGGUACCAUUUAUCAAAGGCCUACCGACUGGCAUGUGCAGUUUCAGGGCCUUUAUAAAAACAAGGUGGGGCAAAAAUAGGUUUACAGCUGUUCAUGGAAAAUAAUACAAUAAUCAAUAAUACAGGAACAAACUUUUAUGCCCUCACAACUGUGACCCACCCUGUACUUCGUCUUUCAAGCAUCCUGUGAGAUAGGCACGCUCCCACAUUUAUAAGAGAAGGCAAGGUCAGAGAUGUGAGGCGUGUUGCCCAGGCCCCUGCUGCCAAUAACUGUAGCCAGGACUCACGCUCAGGCUUUCCUGACUCUGCAGCAGAGUUUGCUCCUGGAUGUCAACCACCUGUUUCCUGAGUGAGCUUGCUUGUUUUUGUCUUGUAUUUAAGAGUGGCCUCACAUAAAAAAUGGUCCCCUACGUGACAUUCCACUUUACAUGGUACUGUUCUUAGUUUUCCCUUUGCUUACGCAAAGGAAGCUGCUAGAAAGUCUGAGCCUUGAUACUCCUCCGAAACUAUUCUCAUUUAUAGACAAAAUAAAAGGCUGCUCAUGUACUAUAGGCUGGUUUGAGUCCUGGCUAAUCUAUGGAGAAGGGAAUCUCAUGUCCCUCACCAACCCUUUUGUGUCCAUAGUUUUAAGCCCUUAAAGGGACCAUUACCCUUUAGCCACCCUCACCCAUGGUGCUCACAGGUAGGUCAGGGCUCCUGGGAGCCUCACUUCUUUCCUGAGAUUAGAACAAAGCGCUUGCUCCGACCCCAGGCAAGGCCCUGAUAAACUGGUCCUUCCUAAAGUGCUGGCAGGUGAACCAAUGGUGAUGUGCACCUACACAGGGUAACCCUGACUUUACACCAUCUCUCUAUAUUAUAUCACCAGGAUUCUGAAUGCCAAAUCCACACCUUAGCCUGCCAUCUGAUGUGGUGGCGCUGCUUAUCAUUCACUGUUCUGGCCAACUCGGGAGACUAGCUUCCUGUCUUCCCCACCUUCCCCAGGUCAUUCCCUGUCCCCCUCCAGAAGCCACGCUCAGAUGUGCCUCCCUUCUCCCCCUUCCCUGCCUGACCCCCAACCUCCAUUGGGAAGGGAAAGGAAAGGAGCAAUGGGUGAGAGGUACUGCUGUGGCUUUUUCUGCCACUCAAAAUGUUGAGACAAUAAUGUUAGAAAGAUACCUGUGCAAAGCCAUACAUAGGGCUUUUACAAAAUGUAAUUUACUGGAACCUACAUUCAGUAUUUGACUUGAGCAGUUUGUCUAAACAAUUUACCGGCAUGCUGGGUGUAUUUGCUCAAAUCAUAAACAUCACAAAUUUCCAAGUGUUAUGGUAUAGGCAUCCUGAGCAGUUGCUGGUUAUUGCUAUUUCAUGCUAAGUGCUUUACAUGCAUUGUCUAAUUAAAUCCUUAACAAUUACCCUAAAUGAUAGAUAUUUCAAUUACCUUGCCUCCUUGUAUUUAGGAACUGAAAUAAUCCGGUUUACGUGAACUGUUUUCAUGGACCUAUAGGGAUUAAUCAGGAAAUGAAAAAUGGCGUUUUUGGUACCUUUCUCUAGUCUGAGCUCUCCAUUCUCAUUAGUAGGUAAAGCAACGUAUUUGCUCCUGCCUGGCACCUUUGCUUUUGGCGCUCUGGUUCUGAGACAGGAAAUGGGCCCUCCCCGGGUCCCAGUGGUCGUUGCACACUGUAUACACAGAGGGCAUAUGUCUCAUCUGUACUCUGCCUGUGUUACAGGAUCCUGGGAGGCAUCCGUAUCUACCUGAUGAGUUUUGCUUAUCACCUUUCCGUGAACAGACAGCAGUUACAUUUUCUUGCUGCAGUUAAUUUUGCCGGAGAGGCCAUUCAUAAGGCAGAUCAUGUUCACGGUAUGAAUUGCUUCUCCCUUCCCCUCCAUUUUGAGUAACUCCCUUGUGUCUGAUUGGUGUCUCAAAAGAAGAAUGUGGUCUGGUCCUAAGUUAUCACCCCUUUUCUGUACAUAACGGGCCCAGUCUGGUUUCCAGGGGAGAAGUGUGCAAGACCCAGAUGUUGGGGACCCAUGAGGCCAUAUUUCAGCCGUGAAGAAAUAUCUGCUUCCUGCACCUGUUGAGAUGUAUUAUAAUUACAGUUGUUUAUAAGUGCCAUAUCUUAUCUUUCUUUUAGCAAAUUGCACAGUUCUUGCCAAAAUAAAUGCCAUUAUCUAAUUACUGUGUGUGAGAGACAGAAUGGCAAAGAGAGAGAGAUGGUAAAACAUUUCCAAAAAGGAAAAAGCUCUUAUAUGGCAUGAAUAUUCCUUCCUUCCUUAGUGAUAAUUAGGCUAUCCCAAGAAGUUCCGUAUCUUUGAAAGAAAAGAUUUCCUGCUUAAAACCUUUCGAACAUCAGUGCACCCAGACGAUUCUCCCUGGGGUUAGUGUGUGUCCAACUCCAUUUCAUCAAAACUUUUUCUUUAUUUUAAAGCUUUGGCUAUACAGUCAGAAAUGUACUCAGUAAAAACAAACUGAAUUGUAUUUAAUUUAUAGGAAAGGGAAGAAAAACAAAAACUCAGUCUUUAGGUCAGCGCCCAGGCGUCAGGAGUCAGAGGGCCCUUCUGGCUUUAGGAGAAUCUGUACGACUGAUUUUUACAUACUCUUGUUUCUGAGAUGAACAGAUCUCUGGGGGAAAUGGAGUUCCAAUGGCAUUUCACUGUGAUCCCUCUCACGCUCAAAUCAGUUCUCCAACCCAAGGACAACUUGUUUCUGGUUUACUGCCCUGUGAACCCUCAGCUCACUUUCCCAGAAGUCACGUGUUUACGAUGAGUCAGUGCUUUCCCUCAGGGAGAGCCCUUGGCCUUCUUGAUUUGGGUAUAUGUGCUUAAUGCAGACUAUAGAAACCUAAUCUGUAAGUGUUUUAACUGUUCAUUGUAUUAUUAUUUUUACUAUCUUGCUUGAAGCUUAUUCAAACUUUUUGAUUUGAUAGAAAUAAAGUUUUUUUUUCCUGCUUA